AUGGCGACACAAACAAACAAAGAGCUUUUCUGGGGUGGAAUAGUAAAGAUUUUUAAAGAACAGCAAGCCGAUGUGCGGUUAAAGGCAUGUGACAGUGAUGAUGAGGCAGCUAUCUCUGCCCAUAAGCUUCUUCUGGUUGUGACUACUUCUUCUUCUACUCCCUUUUCUUCUGCAAGAUCAGAGGUGUUUAAGAAGAUGUUUGAGUCAGACGAAUGCAAGGAUUCGUCCAGGCUGGAGGCAAUCACUCUCUCGGAGCUGAGACAUGAAGAGUUAGAAGCUUUCGUUGAGUUCAUCUACAGCGACGGCUCUAUUCUUUCAGAGAAGGCGAAGCAACACGUUAGGUCACUCUAUCGUGCAGCCGACAAAUAUGAGAUUCCGCAUCUGCGUGACCUAUGCAGAAUUGAGCUUAUAGCAACUCUUAACCAUUUGAAUGCUCUUGGAGUUCUCGCGCUCUCCGAAAUCCCUUUUGAUAAAGCCCUCUGUGAUGCCGCCAUCACAGCUGUCAAAAGCGAUAGACACGCUAUUUCUAGGUCUACUGAGUUGAAGGAUUUCAUCGUCGAUCACCCAGAUCUUACCGUGGAGAUACUGAAGGCUAUUUGCUACUUGUAG
This is a messenger RNA of Thlaspi arvense, 609 nucleotides long. Lineage: Eukaryota; Viridiplantae; Streptophyta; Magnoliopsida; Brassicales; Brassicaceae. The record is from the annotation of a GenBank genome assembly.